UCCAAACAACCCACAGUUGGCAGAGAGAAGAGAAUGUUUUCUCGGAAACGUAGCUUUACCUUUGGAGUCUGUGAAGGGAGGACUGAUGAGGCAGAGCGCUGCAUCAGUGACACCUUAGAUUCACCUGUCCAGGAUCCUCAGGCUGCCCUUAAUCCAGCUGUUCAAAAUAAGGCAGUGGAUUUGUUUGAAAUGAUUGAAAAAAUGCAGAAAAGUCGUUUGGAUGAGCAAAGGUGUUCACUUCCAGCUCCACUCAAGAGAGAAGAGGAGUACAUCCCAUACCCUAGCAUCCAUGAGGUGUUAAGGAGAGGGUGGCCCUACCCUCUCAUUAUCUUACCCCAGUUUGGGGGCUACUGGAUCGAAGGGACCUCUCACAACCUUCCCAUCUCAGGCCCAGAAUUGCAUGACCUGCCAUCCCCUUGCAGUGGCAAAGUGAAGCUGGAGUGUGACCCAACAGCCAAGUUGUACCGCAAGCACUUCCUAGGAAAGGAACAUCACAAUUUUUAUGCCAGUGACACAACUUUGGGCUACUUGGUCCUUUCCGUGAAGUAUGAACAAGUUGAAAAGCAAGACAACCUCCGUUUGCUUCUGAGGUCUCGAACCAGUACCAAGCACGACCUGAUUCCUAUUUCUUGCCUGAAUGAGUUCCCCAAUGCUGUCCAAAUGGCAAAGCUGCUGUGUGAGGAUGUGAAUGUUGACCGCUUCUUUCCGGUGCUCUAUCCCAAGGCUUCCCAACUCAUUGUUGCAUUUGAUGAACAUGUCAUCAGCAAUAACUUCAAGUUCGGAGUCAUCUACCAAAAACCUGGGCAGACCACAGAGGAAGAAGUCUUCAGUAAUACUGAAGAGAGUCUGGGCUUCUUAGAGUUUUUGGAUAUCCUUGGAGACAGGAUCCAGUUGCAGGAUUUCCGUGGCUUCCGAGGUGGCUUGGAUGUUACUAGAGGUCAAACAGGAUCUGAGUCUGUCUACACACAUUUCCGGGGCAAAGAGAUCAUGUUCCAUGUCUCUACUAUGUUGCCCUUCACAGAGGGAGAUGCCCAACAGCUUCAGCGGAAGCGCCACAUUGGGAACGAUAUCGUGGCCAUUGUCUUCCAGGAUGAAAAUACUCCCUUUGUCCCUGACAUGAUUGCGUCAAACUUCCUGCAUUCCUAUGUGGUCGUGCAGCUCCACCACAGUGCCCUGGGGGAGACUCUCUACAAGGUUUCUGUUACAGCCCGUGAUGACGUCCCUUUCUUUGGGCCUUCUCUGCCAAAUCCAGCAAUAUUCAAAAAGGGCACAGAGUUCCGUGAAUUUCUUCUGGCAAAGCUUAUAAAUGCAGAGCACAGCUGCUACCAUGCUGAGAAAUUUGCUAAGCUGGAGGAUCGUACCCGCAGUGCCCUCCUGGAGAGCCUUUAUGAGGAGUUGCAGAUUCGUAGCCGCAGUAUGAUGGGCUUGGCCUCUGGCGACGACGACAAAAUAGAGAAUGGGGGUGGCGGCUUCUUUGAGAAUUUCAAGCGGGUGAUCCGGGGCCGUAGCCAGAGCCUGGAUACCAUGGGGAUAGCCAUGAGGAAGCAGCACCAACAGCAGCAGCAGCAGCCAUCAACUCCACCCAAUCGCCCAGCUACUGCUGGCCUUGCCCUCAACCAGAGUGUCGCCGAGGGCCCCAAGGCUAUUGCUGCGUCCUUUGCCCUACCUGGGAGAAGCCCGUCACGCAACCGAGGUAGCCACUUCAAUGGGCGUCGCAGUAGUGCAAUUGGCAUUGAGAACAUCCAAGAGGAGAAAAGCAAAGACAUCGCUGAAAGGAUACAGAAAGUAUUGGAGAGCCCAGGGCCCUUCUUUGACCUAAAGUCGGACGGCUCCUCCAGUCCCAGCUCCCCAGAAUUCCCCAACAGGAAGAACAACAGAGCCCUCUCCAGUCAGACAUCAGGGUAUUGCGUGAUGCAGCCCCUGUCCCGUUCCUCAUCCAACGUGAGCAGCUGUUGCAGUGGAGUGAGAGAAAAUGAGACGUCGGAGGAGGAAGAGAACGAGGCGGAGUUGAUGUGUUCCCUUGAAGGUCCCCAAAAGCAGGAGUCCCUGACUCAGAGCGCAUGGUUAGACGAUAGUGUCUGCACACCCAGCAGUACCAGCUCACCAGUAACUCAGCUGCUCCCUCCAAGCAGUGCUGGUGGCUCCAUGGAGAAGGGGAAAGGCAGCAAAGUGGAUGCUCAUCGUUACAGUCCAGUAUGUUAUUCUUCUUUUCUUUUUCCCAUGACAUUAAGGAGGCAGGGAGGUGAUUUCAUGGGUUCUUCGUAUACUGGAAAGCAGGGGGGUAAAGGGAAGAAUGCUAAAGAAACUGCCACUUCCUUGUUCCACAGGCCUCCAUUUUGUGCUGUGUGUGAUGUCAUCGCUGGAGGGGUGUCUCAGUGCAUGCUGGGUAAUUCUCAGGAUUUGAUGCCAAAGUGAGACCUCAACAGCAGCUCACCCAGAUGUCUGGAGGAGAUGGAUGCUGGAUUCCCCAGGAACACCUGACCUGACCUUUCUGCUUCAUUCAGUGACAGCUGCACCACAGGCAGUAAGGAAACCAACCACAAAAGUCCAAAUCGUGGCAUUCGCUCACCCACAUGUGUCAUUCUAGUUCACCAACCUCAGGAGAUCAAAAAGUCAAGAGGGGGGAACAGGGGGUCUCCUGCCAUAGUUUCAGAAACAAAUGAGAGGAGAGAGUUCUGUCCUCAUAACUGCUAAAAUUUAAAAACCCAAGAUGUGCCCCACAGGGACUUCUUAGGAAGGCUGUGUUAGUAUCCAUUCUUCUGAGCACAGGCUUUAUAAAACUAAGGAAUGAAAGCGCUUAUCACUCCAAGGACGGCACCUGGCAUGCAAGAGCUCCUCAACUGCUUUAUGCAGCGUAGGUAUCUUGUGCCAGAGUGCACAUGUGUCUGAUAGUGGGAGGGGUUUGUGUUCAUCUCAUCCUUCAUGGGAUUCAACAGGUCUUUGUUUGGUAUCUCACUGUACAACAGUCCCUCCAACCACUCCAUUCUCCCUUAAGUCUCUGUGCCAUCAAGAACCUAUAAAUGUGAAUUUGUGACCCUUGCUCCAUGCUUGUUGUGUCUGUGGUGUCUGGGCUUGCAAUAAAAGACUACUGUGACCAAUAUACUCU
Lacerta agilis (Sand lizard) is the source of this 3106-nucleotide messenger RNA. RefSeq names its product rap1 GTPase-activating protein 1-like. The record is from RefSeq and is a predicted model, not a curated record. Gene Ontology annotation, cellular component: cytoplasm. Gene Ontology annotation, biological process: activation of GTPase activity; regulation of small GTPase mediated signal transduction. Gene Ontology annotation, molecular function: GTPase activator activity. Bases 34 to 2415 code for a protein of 793 amino acids. The transcript is spliced from 23 exons. Lineage: Eukaryota; Metazoa; Chordata; Lepidosauria; Squamata; Lacertidae.